AUGGAUAAAGGAGGUGGACACGUCUGCAUAUUAAAUCUCUUUAAAUUGAAAUUGUAUUGCUUCUUGUCAAUGUUGUGGGCAGUAGCAACACUAAUAGUAGCAUUGUCUACUGUUCCUACAAGAAGCAUGCCAAUAGCAAAGCAUGGGUGUCAAGAAAGCUGUCAAAAUUCAUCCAUUAUGAUACCUUUUCCAUUUGGCAUAGGUACUGAUUGUUACUACGAUCCGUGGUACGAAAUUGUUUGCAAUUCAUCAUCUUCUUCUUCAGAAACACCGAUUCUGAGUUCAUUUGGCGUGGAAGUAUUGAACAUAACAAGUUGUUCAACUGGUAACUGUGGUAUCUCUGAUCUAAGAAUACAAGUUGCAACUCAAUGGCAGACCAUAUGCACUUCACAAAAACAAGUCAUAAAUGACAUGGAUAGAAGCCCUUUUAGGAUGUCAACUUCAGGAAAUCAUGUAGUGGUUAAGGGUUGUCCAGGGGUUGCCAUUUUGAUGAACCGAAAGGGCAAAACAGUUGCUGGGUGUUCUUCGGUGUGCAAGGGGAGUACCAACACUGCUGAAGAAAGAGCGAGCAGUGGUGGUACUUGUGAUGGACUCGGGUGUUGCUUGAUAUCAGCUGAUCAACAAUACUUGGGGGUUGAUUUUUAUCAGAUGGCUUUGAGAAGUAAUUAUGUUGACACGAAUCAUACUUGUGUAGAGUUCGCGUUAAUGGAGAAUAAAAUAUCUGCUACUGAAAGAAUGGCAAGAGAUGAUCUACUCCCGACUCUAUGGCAGUGGAUGCCUCCAGCAUUACCUCAAGGAACGUCUGACAGUAACCAUCAAAAGGAUAGUGAUUUCUCUUGUAAAGCCUUUUGUGGUUCUUAUGAUGAAGUUCAAUGUGUUAAUAUCUGUACUUGCAAUGAUGGUUUUCAAGGAAAUCCAUAUAUUUCUAACGGUUGUCAAGAUCCAUGCAAAGAGGGUACGAACCAUACAUCCGUCAACUGUAAAAAGAGGUCCUUGAUAACUUCAGCACCAAUUCUAGGGCUUAACAUAGUUUUGGGGUCAGUAAUGUUGCUUCUUCUUUGUUAUGGGCUGUACCGCUUAGUGAAAAGAUGGAGACAAACCAAGCAAAGAACUAGAUUCUUUAAAAGAAAUGGUGGUUUACUGUUACAACAGCAGAUGAUCUCUAAAGGGGGUUUUGUAGAGAGUACAAGAGUGUUUACAGUCCGCGAAUUAGAGAAAGCAACAGACAAUUUCAACACAAACAGAAUUCUUGGCCACGGAGGUCAGGGUACUGUCUAUAAAGGCAUGUUACUUGAUGGAAGAGUGGUGGCCAUCAAGAAGCCUAACAAAAAGGUAGAUAAGAAUCAGUCAGAACAUUUUAUUAAUGAGGUGGUUAUUCUAUCCCAAAUCAACCAUAGAAAUGUUGUUAAACUACUAGGAUGUUGCUUAGAGACACAAGUUCCAUUGCUCGUGUAUGAGUUCGUACCAAACGGAACACUUGCUAAGCAUAUCCACAACCCUAGUGAAGACUUCCAAAUAACCUGGAAGAUGAGGCUGCAAAUAGCUGCAGAAAUAGCUGGAGCUCUUGCCUACUUGCAUUCAUCAUCCUCUACGCCUAUCUAUCAUAGAGAUAUUAAGUCCACAAAUAUACUGUUGGAUGACAAAUACCGAGCAAAAUUAUCAGAUUUCGGUACUUCAAGGAGCAUGAUGGUUGAUCAAACUCACUUGACAACUCGUGUGCAGGGGACGUUUGGCUAUAUGGAUCCAGAGUACUUCCAAUCAAACCAAUAUACAGAAAAGAGUGAUGUGUAUAGUUUUGGAGUAGUGGUGGCGGAGAUUUUAACAGGCAUGGCGUCAGUCUCUAAGGAUAAAUCCGGGGAAUGGAAAGGGUUGGCAAAUGAGUUCCUAUAUCAUUUUGAAAACGACGACUUACACGAAAUUCUAGAUGUUCAAGUGACAGACGAAGCAAAGGAAGAAGAGUUAAAAGUAGUGGUGAAUCUGGCAAAGCGAUGCAUGAAUUUGAGCGGGAAGCAAAGGCCAACAAUGAGAGAAGUAGCAUGUAUACUAGAAGGAAUGAGAUCACCAUUUUCUGCGGAUGCACUACUAGAUCAAGUAACAUUAAAGGGAGGUAGAGUUGAUAAUGAUGUGAUCAUGGAAAUGGGGAAGAUGAAUGAUGCAAGUUCAACCACAUACUAUUAUUCUUAUUCUUAUUCAGCCAUGAAUAAUAACAAAGUUAUAAGUAGUUGUUAUGAGAUCCAACCGGUCAUGCACAACUCUGUAUAAAAUGCAGAGACAUAGCCUACUAAAUUUAAAGAUUAAUACUAAUAUAAGCACAUCUAGUGCGUACAUACA
Messenger RNA from Chenopodium quinoa (quinoa), 2331 nucleotides. RefSeq names its product wall-associated receptor kinase-like 6. Gene Ontology annotation, biological process: cell surface receptor signaling pathway; protein phosphorylation. Gene Ontology annotation, cellular component: plasma membrane. The record is from RefSeq and is a predicted model, not a curated record. The transcript has 4 exons. The coding region runs from base 1 to 2262 and encodes 753 amino acids. Gene Ontology annotation, molecular function: polysaccharide binding; protein serine/threonine kinase activity; ATP binding. NCBI's taxonomy places the organism in Eukaryota, Viridiplantae, Streptophyta, Magnoliopsida, Caryophyllales, Amaranthaceae.